AUGCGGCUGUACCUGCGCGUCGUGCUGCUGUGUGUGGCCUGCGGCUUCGGCUCGCUGCUCUACGCCUUCAGCCAGCUCGGCGUGGCCUCGGAGGAAGGAGGCGGCGGCGGCGGCGGGAAGCCGCAGGCCGCAGAGGCUUCCUGGCUGGUGGGCGGCCGGCGAGGCGCUGCGGGCGUGGGGGAGUCUGCGGGCCUCGCGGCGCCUCGGGGCCGGCCGGGCAGUAGUGACAGGUGUAAGGAUUUCUCUCAGUGUUACUGGAAUUCAUAUUGGAUGCUGCCCUCUGAUGUUUGUGGAAUGAACUGCUUUUGGGAAGCGGCUUUUAGGUACGGUUUGAAAAUACAGCCUAUUGAGAGAAUUCACCUAGCUGUAGUAGCCUGUGGUGAAAGACUGGAAGAAACUCUAACCAUGUUGAAGUCAGCUCUUAUAUUCAGCCUCAGGCCUCUGCAGUUCCAUAUUUUUGCUGAGGAUCAGCUACAUGAUAGUUUCAAAAAAGUGCUUGACAGUUGGUCAUUUCUACAAAUAUUUAAUUAUUCAUUAUACCCCAUAACAUUUCCAAGUGAGAAUGCAGCAGAAUGGAAAAAACUCUUUAAACCAUGUGCUUCCCAGAGAUUGUUCUUGCCGUUAAUCCUGAAAGAAGUUGAUUCACUAUUGUAUGUGGACACUGAUAUCCUUUUUUUACGACCUGUUGAUGAUAUUUGGUCUUUACUAAAGAAGUUUAAUUCUACACAAAUUGCUGCAAUGGCCCCAGAACACGAAGAGCCUCGAAUAGGAUGGUAUAAUCGCUUUGCCAGGCAUCCAUACUAUGGUAAAACUGGAGUAAACUCUGGAGUUAUGUUGAUGAAUAUGACUAGAAUGAGGAAAAAAUAUUUUAAGAAUGAUAUGAUGACUGUACGACUGAAAUGGGGAGAUAUACUUAUGCCUUUGCUUAGAAAAUACAAACUCAAUAUCACGUGGGGUGAUCAAGAUCUGUUGAAUAUCAUAUUUUCUCAUAAUCCAGAGAGCCUUUAUGUUUUUUCAUGCCAAUGGAAUUAUCGACCCGAUCAUUGCAUAUAUGGAAGUAAUUGCCUAGAAGCAGAACAAGAAGGAAUUUUUAUCCUUCAUGGAAACAGAGGUGUUUACCAUGAUGAUAAACAGCCAGCAUUUAGAGCUAUUUAUGAGGCACUGAGAAAUUGCUCUUUGGAAGAUGACAACGUCAGUUCUUUAUUACAACCUUUAGAAUUGGAACUACAAAAGACAGUGCAUACAUACUGUGGAAAAAUUUACAAAAUAUUUCUCAAGCAGUUUACAAAAAGCAUAAAAGAACAUUACAGACCACCGAAGGAAAGGUGAUUCGUGGUGCCUGCUAAAUCAAGUGAAAUUAAAGCAAAUUUUCAGGAUGUGUGUGAAGAAACAUUCUUGACAGACAUGUUUAGGAAGAAAUUUUUCAUUUUCAAUUUUUUUCCCUAAAAAUGUUAAAUGAGCCAUAUUCAUUCAAUGAUGAAUCUUAGUUUUUGACCUCCUCCCCCAAAGGACAUUUUAUUAUCCCUGUUAUUUUAUGUUACUUGAUAUCUUUUUAGCAUUGAAAAUGUUAUUGAAUGGUUGUAGCUUACAGACAUUGGUUGACUUUCAGUCUCAAAUGUGUAAGCACAUUAGAAUAGUGGAAACAGUAGAUGUCAAAAGUGUACCUCACAUACAGCUGAAAUCCUCAUUCUAUGAAUACAGCAAUAAUGUCAGCACUAACCUCACUUUAAAUGCGUGAGAAAAGUUUACAGGAGCAGAAAAGUUUCUGUUUCUAAACGAAAUGUGAUGUAUUUGGUAUAACCAUAGACAAUCUAUAUGUGCCUUUAUAUAUUUCAUCUCUGUUCAUGUCGGUUUUUUGUGACAAUCGUGUUAAAGUUAUUUUUUUAGGUAAGUAAGCUGCAUGUUUAACAUUGCAAAAUAUAU
This is a messenger RNA of Suncus etruscus (white-toothed pygmy shrew), 1923 nucleotides long. It is a transcript of the gene GXYLT1, whose product is annotated as glucoside xylosyltransferase 1. The record is from RefSeq and is a predicted model, not a curated record. Lineage: Eukaryota; Metazoa; Chordata; Mammalia; Eulipotyphla; Soricidae. Gene Ontology annotation, biological process: protein O-linked glycosylation via N-acetylgalactosamine. The coding region runs from base 1 to 1329 and encodes 442 amino acids. Gene Ontology annotation, molecular function: UDP-xylosyltransferase activity. The transcript has 9 exons.